AUGCGAGGUGGUAUUUUGGGCGACAAGCAUAUUUAUAAUCUCUUUUACGAUGUUCUGCAACGAUUCUGUUUUUGCUGGAUUGCGAGGCGAAAUGAGGCGCGAAAAAUUGAGGAAGCUAAAGCGCGGAUGCGUUCAGCAAGUCGUUCGUUUCUGACGCACUCAAUUGCCAUCGAACCGUCGAGCAUUAUGUUCAAGCAAGCGUUCGGGAAGAAUUUCUUCCCACUCACCGAAGCUAUCGAAGAGGUCUGCUGA
Gongylonema pulchrum is the source of this 252-nucleotide messenger RNA. NCBI's taxonomy places the organism in Eukaryota, Metazoa, Nematoda, Chromadorea, Rhabditida, Gongylonematidae. The record is from the annotation of a GenBank genome assembly.